AUGGCAUUCCGGAAACGAAACAUUGCGCUUUCGCGCGCACCGCCAGGCGAUGAUGUGCCAAGUAUACCUACAGUUGCGUCGAUAGCAUCGCCAGCGCCAGCAUCUCCCGGCGUGCGCCCCUCACCCAUCGAUGGUCGCCCCACCACCUCCACUGGCACGCCUUCACUUGAUGGCAUAUUGGCAGGUCAUGCAGGCUUGCCACUAGGCAAUUCGAUCAUGAUAGAAGAGAGUGGCACGACCGACUAUGCAGGUGCUCUGCUAAGAUUCUACGCGGCGGAGGGUGUGGUGCAGGGACACAAGGUACAUGUAGUGGGCAUGGGCGAGGUAUGGGGCAGAGAGCUUCCAGGUAUCUCAGAGGGCAAAGAGGAUAAAAGGAGAGAGGGUAAGGAGAGGGCGGAGAAGAUGAAGAUUGCGUGGAGAUAUGAGGGGUUGGGACAGUUUGAAAGUGCUCGAGGGUCUCCAACUACAGUCAAGACAGCUAGCCAAUCUGAAGAUGCGUUGGAACAAGUUUCGGUGUUUUGCCAUACCUUCGAUCUUGCCAAAAGACUUACGCUCCCGGUCGGCAGCGCAAUCAAUUAUAUCCCGAUACCUCGACCCACAUCAGCCACCUCUUCGCCUUUCCCAUCGAUACUGCAGAAUCUGCAGAGACAACUUGCCUCAACACCAUUGCAUAUGGUGCAUAGACUCGUGAUACCGUCGCUCCUCUCGCCCGCCUUAUAUCCACCGUUUGCAGCGCAUCCCAACUUCAUACUCCAAUUCCUACACGGCCUCCGAGCUUUGCUCCGGCAAUAUCCCACACGCCUUACUGCAAUCUUCACCCUCCCAUUGUCGCUCUAUCCAAGGUCGUCAGGGGUUGUUCGCUGGAUGGAGAUCCUUUCUGAUGGUAUUCUCGAGCUAUCGCCGUUCCCCUACUCGCACAGGCAAGCUCUUGCGCAAUCAGCGGGUACGACAAAAGACGAAGAGAGACCACAAGGCAUGCUCGAUGUGCACAAACUGCCAGUGUUCCAUGAAAAAGGCGGCGGCGGAGGGGCAGACGACCUGGGGGAAGAGAUGGCGUUCACGUUGAGUAGACGAAAGUUUGUGAUUGCCAAAUUCAGCCUGCCCCCAAUGGAAGGUGAUACGGAGGCGCAGGAGCAGGCGGUCAGGGAGGCAGCCGGUACGAGCUCGAUGCCGAAGAAGGAGGAUCUGGAGUUUUAG
Plenodomus lingam JN3 is the source of this 1197-nucleotide messenger RNA. RefSeq lists its product as uncharacterized. The record is from RefSeq and is a predicted model, not a curated record. Gene Ontology annotation, cellular component: transcription elongation factor complex; elongator holoenzyme complex; cytoplasm. Lineage: Eukaryota; Fungi; Ascomycota; Dothideomycetes; Pleosporales; Leptosphaeriaceae. Gene Ontology annotation, biological process: tRNA wobble uridine modification.